Molecule: messenger RNA, 1488 nt
Organism: Malassezia japonica
Lineage: Eukaryota; Fungi; Basidiomycota; Malasseziomycetes; Malasseziales; Malasseziaceae
Exons: 2
Coding region: 1-1488 (495 amino acids)
Biological process (GO): DNA replication-dependent chromatin disassembly; regulation of DNA-templated transcription; DNA damage response
Cellular component (GO): nucleus
Molecular function (GO): histone H3K56 acetyltransferase activity
Source: RefSeq, a predicted model, not a curated record
AUGAGCGACGCGACGUUGCUGGCCGCGUGCCAGUCGGCCCUGCGCCGUCCCUUUCCUUUGCAAGAAGGCGGCGAUGUGCGCAUCCACACUGCCUUUAGCCACCCCCGCCCUGUGCGCUCGCUGUACCCCCUUGCGCACAUCCACCCCAGCGACGGACAGGCGUCGAGUGCGUCGGACGCGCCGACUGUCUGGCAGGAGCAUGUGAUGGUCACCGCAAGCUGGAAGGCGGGCGACGACGAGCGCCUGAUGUACGCACUCGAGGCAUACGUGUACACAGUGCCUGCCGCUGGCGCAGGGCUCUUGUACAUAUCCAAGCUGGACUCGACGGGCUACGGCCCAACGGUGCUGCCGGGCCGCACGCACUUUCCCGACGCGUACCGCCACGCCCCCAGCAUCACCACUGCGCUGACUGCGGCGACGAUUGCGUACUUUGCGUCGCGUGCACACUGGCGCAUGUCGCCGCACAUCCGCCAUGUCUCGGUGCAUGUGCUCGCACGCGCCCAGGCCGCGUACCUCUUCCCCUCGUCGCCCGACAACAAAGCGAAGCGUGUCCUGUCGGACGCCGCAUUGAUUCGCUGGUGGCAGGCGUGUCUUAGCGAGAGUAUUGCGCAGGUUCGCGAGGCGCAUCCGGCCGACGCGGUUUCCGCGUACUACGUGAUCCCUGGCUAUGCGCGUCUCGACUCGCACCCCCUCGUUCCCCUGCUAGCGCCGGGUGCCGAGCACCCGCCUGGAUCGCGCGGGUCCAAGCUUUCCGAGGCGCAGUGGGUCUAUGGCCACCCCUACAGUGCGCUGGGCUCCGGCAAGGCGCCCGACGCGCUCCCCUCGCUCCCCCUUCACCCCGCUCCCAGCGAGGAGCGCACUGUGCACGGCAACAACGUGCUGCACCGCCGUACACUCUCGACCAUGAUCCCUAUAUUCCCCGACGACCCUAAAGGGCGCUUUAUUAACGAAAUGUGCGCGACGGCGCACGAGCCUGGCAAGCUGCCAGCGCCCGGCGAGGACGGCGCGCGUCUCUCGCUGGAGCACCGCGAGGCGAUGGCCGAGCGCCAGACGCUCGACCGUACGAGUGCCGAUGCGUUUUGGGAGCGCAUGGGUUUCCGGCAAGAGUGCUCGUCCGGCAACGCCGUCGGCGUGUUUGUCGUGGGUGUCAGCCAGAGCAAGGAGGCGGCCCGUGCGCCGGCUGACGCCCCCCCGCCUUCGGACCGUACGACGCCGCCCGCGCAGCCGUUUGCACUCCCCCACCCCAUGCUCGAGGAUCUGGUCCUCAAGCACCUGCUGCGCGACGCCUGCCACUGGUCGGAUGCCGAUCAGGCCGUGCGGCUCACCGGUCAAUUCUACCAGGCGUUGGACCGUGCGAUGCGGCGCAAGGCCAGUGCGGACACCACGGCCGACGAGCUUGCCGGGCGCGGUGAGAUCUGGGACAUCUGUACGCCGAUGCGCACGAGCCACCUUCCGCGCCCGCCGCGCCCGUUCGAGUACUUUCCGUGA